Molecule: messenger RNA, 1462 nt
Organism: Rhodofomes roseus
Lineage: Eukaryota; Fungi; Basidiomycota; Agaricomycetes; Polyporales; Fomitopsidaceae
Exons: 2
Coding region: 132-1328 (398 amino acids)
Source: RefSeq, a predicted model, not a curated record
AGCGAAUCGUGAAGCUAGCAGUAGGUGCGCGGCUGACUUACGCACUGCUGGCUGACCUGUGUGAGCGGGGAGGUUGUGGCUCACUGAGAUUACACAGUGUGCUUGCCAGCACACGUCAGCCUCAGUUUCGGAUGUAUACAUACCAUGGCGAGACUGGCGGCCCUUGGGUUUGUGAUCCUGCUUCAACUCGUUGCCCUCUGUUCGCAGUUCGGUUUGCUGCCCUCUUCGCUAUGAACUCCCCUGUCGCGAAUGAUGUCUACCCCGGCCCUAAUGUUUUGGACUUCGCUAUCAAGGAAUCGCCCUUUAGCUUGAGUACGCUCCCCAGCCUGAGCCUGUCCGAUAUCAUCAACAUCCCUGAAGACGAUAUAGGGUUAGCAGCUAGACCGCUGGUCACGCUCGGUGCCCCGCAAAUCUCGCGUGCCAACGCCAUGUCUCUAGGGUUCAUUCUCUCCGACCGCCUAUCGAACAACAUAACUUCGACCUCUAUUGGCACCAAACUAUCUCUUUCAGCCUCUUCGUCGACGUCGGCCGACAACAAUCAUUGGCAACGCAGCUCAGGUCGGAAUGGUAGCGUGGACUCACAGGUCCGCGGCUGGGCACCAAUGGAUCCCGACCACUACACCCUCGUCGACACUCUAGAGCUCCCCGUCUCAGCCCCGGUCCCCCAUAUCUCCGGGCGCGCCUGCGUGGCCCACAUCCCCGGACCUUCCUGCAUCCCCGAUGUAUGUCUGCCCUGGAACCAACAAGGAGGUUCGACGCCUGCGGACGUGUCGCCUGACCAGGUCCACGUACAGGUCGGUUUGGGACUUUCCGCGGCUCCAAUCGGCACCGCCGCUGGACUGGAGAAGUCCCAGCCUGACGUAUUCCUCGACUCGUGCCUUGAGCUUGAACCCUCCCCGGAGCCCAUGCUCCAAUUUCCAGCACUCACCAGAGUGCCCCGGUGCCUCGUCUCGACUCGUGCCUCAUGCCCCACCCUGAGCCACGUCCCCGUCUCCACGCCUCUCCCACUCGCCGGCGCGGCCCUUCCUAGCAGGCCUGCCCCUGGGCAAGUGCCGAGCGGCACCGAGCUUCCCCGUACGAUCCCGCCCCCGCCUCGCGGCGGAGUCUCACCUGCGGUCGCGCGGAGCAUCACGAACAUCCGGCUUGCGCGUGAACACGCAGCGCAGGCAUACGCGGCGCGUCCUCGGGCAGAGGGCACUACUGCUACCGAGAGCGACGCUGCGUCGCGAACACCCAGUGUGCUAGGAAGAUGGACGAAAGACCUGAGGCACGACAGACUCGAAGGAUGUACGUGCGUUGGGGUGUCGCGUACGAACGUACAAUACUGAAACGUUCAUAAUGAUACUGUUUGCCCGAUUUCCAUUCCCUGGACAACUGUCAGGCAUCGAUUGCUAAUACAAGAAGUUUCUUUCAUCCAAAGACGCAAAACGAACGAGCAGAUCUUCAUUAGAUCAUAGUGCCA